Messenger RNA from Drosophila subpulchrella, 3605 nucleotides. RefSeq names its product monocarboxylate transporter 14. The transcript is spliced from 4 exons. NCBI's taxonomy places the organism in Eukaryota, Metazoa, Arthropoda, Insecta, Diptera, Drosophilidae. The record is from RefSeq and is a predicted model, not a curated record. Gene Ontology annotation, biological process: transmembrane transport; monocarboxylic acid transport. Bases 879 to 2828 code for a protein of 649 amino acids. Gene Ontology annotation, molecular function: monocarboxylic acid transmembrane transporter activity.
AGUCGCGCAUAGCUCAUCGAAACCGAGGAAGAGACGCAACGAGAGAGCGAGCGAGACAGCGGACAGGCGACGAGACAGAGAAGGAGACAGCGACGGUCAGGGUAAAAGGAGAGGGAGAGGUAGAGGGAGACGGAAGCGGAGACGGAGACAGAGACGGAGACAUUGAGCGCCUGCCGCCCCCUCUUUUGUAAUAAAUAGCGCUGUGCGAGACGACCACACUACCAAACGGCAAAAGUCCGCUGAGAGCGACGCAACGUAGGCCACAAAGGCCCGCAUACCACCACCCCCAACCACCACCCCCUUCGAUAGACAACACACCAGAACAACAACAACAACAGAACUACACCCCCCUUGAACGAAGGGAAGAAUAGUGAAACAGCUGGAACAAAUAAAAAAAAAACACCACGCUGACCAAAACAAAAGCAAAAAUUAGCAACUGACCAAAGGGAAUCAUUAAAAAAAUCAACAUAUACAUCCAAGUGCCUUAUAAAAAAGAAACACAAACCACCAAUUUAAAUCAAACAAAAUUCCAAUGUGAUAAGAAGUUAUAGUAAAAACACACAUAACUCAUGCCUGAAACAUUUAGAAAACAAAAGUUUCCGUCGGUUUUUUAUUUGUUUUUUUUUUUUUGGUUCAAGUGCGUUGUUUUAAAAAUCAAAGAAUCGAACAAAUAUAAUUAGAUCGCACAUCAGAAACAAACCACACAGAAGGAAAAACACAAAACCGCAACGUAAAAAAGUAUCCAUAAAUCUAUAUAUACUACGCCUCAUAUAUAGAGAGACCCAAAAUAAAACUAAAACAAAAACAAAGCAAGUCCAGCAGAAGAAAGAGCCGAGAAGGAGAGCCCCCAGCACACACAACAAAGACAGACAGCAGAAAUGGCAACCAAACAGCCCAGAAAAGUGGCCCCCGAUGGCGGAUGGGGAUGGGUGGCUUGUUUCGGCGUUAGUUUGGUCAACCUGGCCACCCGCUCCAUCGAGCCCUCGUUCGGCCUGCUCUUCGGCGACACCCUCAAGGAUCUCAAUGUGGGCACUACGGGAGCAGCUGUCAUCAUCAGUGCGCUGGACGUAUGCAUGAACUUCUCGGGUCUGUUUGUAGGGCCGCUGCUGAAGGAGUUCUCCUACCGCAAGGUGGCCAUCGCCGGGUCACUGCUGUGCGGCCUGGGCCUGGCGCUCACAUCGCCGGCAACGAGCAUGGCCCACAUCCUGAGCACCUAUUCGGUGAUCAACGGCAUCGGCGUGGGCCUCUCCACGUCGGCGGCCUUCGUGGCCCUCAAUCACUACUUCAAGCACAAGCGCGGCCAGGCGGUGGGCCUCUCGAUGGCCGGCACGGCCAUGGGCAUGCUGAUAAUGCCGCAGCUGGUGCGGAUCCUGCUGGAGGCGUACGACUUCCGGGGGGCGGUGCUGCUGCUGGCUGGCGUGGCCCUCAAUGCCACGGUCGGAUCGGUGCUGCUGCAGCCGGUGAAGUGGCACAUGAAGGAGGAGUUCGACGACGAGGAGCUGAUGUGCAUCUCGGCCCUGCCCACCCCGCAGCCCCAGCUGACGGUGGGCGGAGCAGGUGGCGCGGCAUCAGCUGGAGGCGCACCCGAAUUUAAGGUGAUCAAGGAGGAUGGCAACGAGGAGGACGCCCUGCCCGAGAUGAACACGCUGCUGUUCCACAAGCACCAUGCCCACCAGCACUCGAUGCGCAAGAACUACUCCGAAAUGGCAAUGAACACGAUGAAUGGCACAAGGCUGGGAUUGCCCAACAGGCCAACUUUCCCGCGGAUCAUGUCCCUGGCCGGUGUACAGUCCGCCGCCCAUGGAGCGGGCGGAGAUUCGGGCGGCUAUACAUCCCAGGCGGAGAUCAAUGCCACGCAGCUGCGCUGCCGCAAGGCCUCAGUCACCUCGAACCUCUCCUACAUGGACUUCACCGGCUCCAUUCUCCAGGUGCACCUCAACACCGGCGACGAUGAAUUCGAGCAGAACGAUCGCGAACUGCGACGUGUUGGCACCGCCACGGGCAGCAUUGUCCUCGGCGGCCAUCGGGACAGCUUCAUCAAGAUGAAGCCCACCGAGCUGGACAAGCAGACCGAGGCGGCCGCCGCCCUCGACGAGGAGGCCAAGAAGAAGGCCAAGAAGCCGAGUUUCUGGCGCCGCUUUGCCGACCUGCUGGACGUCGAUAUGCUCAAGGACAAGAUGUUCCUCAAUCUGCUGUUCGGCCUCUCCAUUUUUUAUGUGGCCGAGAUGAACUUCAAGAUGGUCACCCCCUUCUUCUUCGCCAAUCUGGGCUACCAGAAGGCAGACGUCGCCUUCUGCCUCUCGAUCACGGCCAUCUCAGAUAUCGCCGCCAGGCUUGUCGUGCCACCGAUCUUCGAUCGCACUACCAUCAAGAAGCGCACCAUUUUCCUUGUGUCUAUCAUCUUUGUGGCCCUGACCCGUUCAAUUAUGGCUGAGCAGACGGAAUGGACCCAGUUGAUGGUUUGGCUUUCGAUCUGCGGCUUCUUCCGCGGAUCCGCCCUGAGCAACUUCACCCUCACCGUAUCCGAGUACUGUUCGCUGGAAAAGCUGCCCUCGGCCUUCGGCUGGCAUCUAGUGGGCAAAGCCCUGUUUGUUAUCAUCUUAGGACCUUUCAUUGGUCUCAUUCGGGAUGUGACCGAUAGCUACCCGAUUUGCAUACACACUCAGAGUGUGUGCAUCAUGAUCUGCGCCUUGGCCUGGGGUAUCGAGUACCUGGUGGAGUACAUCCAGGCGAGACGUCGCACCGCCGAUGCCGCCCAGUUGCCAACCCAGGAUGCAGGUGUCACCUCCACGACGACAACGACGGGACAGCACGAUGUGAAGCUGUAGGUCGAUGGCGAGAAUUAUGGACCAGAGAGAUCUACUUUAAGGAAGACAGUCUCGCCGCGGGGCGGAGGGGGGAGUGCCUCCAGCGAGUACACAACUUUAAAUAUACUUAAGAGGGUCCCUGCACCACAAAAUGGGGGGCACUUGCGAACCCUCGAGUGUGUGGGGACCCAAAUCCCCCAAAAUGUAUUAAAACUCAAUUUAGUUAAUUAAUUUUUUUUCGUUUUCGCUCGUUUUUUUUUGCAAUAUGUUUAGUGAGACUUAAGAUUUUGGAGAGACAUAAUCACACACACUCCACACCACACAUAUAACCAUAUAAAAUAUAUAUACCUACUAUAGAUAAGCAUGAUUCGUCAGUUUUAGUUGUAUAAACACAUCUCUCAACUGAAACGAACCCACAAAGGAAACCACAAAAAAGUGCGUUUAAUGCUUAACGAAAAACAAAAGGAUACCCAAACUUAACUCAACUAAGUUCCCCAAUUUUCAUCUGAUUUUUGCCGUUCUCUUCCUUUUAUGUUUUUGCCUUGAAUUGUUCUCUCUUUUGUUUAAUAGUGAACUUGUAUGUGAUAGUUCAAAGAUAGUUUAUAAUUUAGAAGUUAAUCACUACUUAUAAAUACUACUGAUAUCUGCAUCUGGAAAUACAGCGAUGCGCGACAGCAAGAAAAGAAAGGAGUCUUGAAAAUUGAUGGGCUUUAAAAUGUACCUUAAGAGCGAUGUUAAGCAACGACAAAAUAACUAAACUAUACAAGUAUGAAUAAAACAAUAUAUACAUCAUGUAAA